GUCAGAAGCAGCUUGCAGAGGUGUAAGGAGAAGGAGAACUUUGAGAUUCCAGUGGCUUUCUCCUCUGACCUGCAGUGGAGGCUCCAGAGCUGCUGUGGUAUCGGUCCCUUUCUGGGGGGUCUCAUGAAGCAAUUCAAAGAUGCUGUGGCUUCUGAUCUUCAGAUGCAAAAAGCAAAAGUGACUCUGGACCCAACCCCUGCUGAUUCCAAACUCAUCCUGUCUGAGGAUCGGAGAAGCAUUAAAUGCCACAGUCAAGCUCAAGACCGGCCUGAAGAUCCAGAGAACAUUUAUGUUUUUUCCAUUAUAUAUGGCCGUGAGGGCUUCACAGCCGGCUGCCAUUUCUGGGAAGUCCUUGUGGGAAGUGAGGAUGGCUGGGCGGUGGGGGUGGCCAGAAAGCCUGUGAAGGAUACAUUCACCUUUACUCCUGAGGAAGGGGUCUGGGUUGUGGGGAGGAGUCAGGGCCGGUAUAAGGCUUUCAUAAAGGACAUUAACCAUUCCAUGCUGAGUGGGGAGCUGAAGAGGAUCCGAGUCUCUCUCAACUACGAGGGAGGGCAGGUGGCCUUUUUUGACGCUGACAGAGCACUCCUUCUCUACAGGUUCUCGGGAGCCUCCUUCUCUGGAGAGACCCUCAGUCCCUUCUUUGCUGUGUAUGGUAAAGGCUGCCUCAGACUCUGUCCUUAAGGCCGCCAGAUCUCCCUCGUGGGCUCUGUUGCUGUUGCUCAGGACGACUAAUUUAAACCUUUUCUUGCCCGAGAGCCCCUCUUCUGGCUCUGCAAAAAGCUUCUAGAGGCUGCCAUCCACCCAAAAGUUACUCCAGUGGUGUCUGUUUUCCCUCAUUUUCCCCCCUGAGCACCCUUUUUUUGUUGCCUUAUUAUCUCUUAAAGGGACAGUUGUACAUUAAAUGUCAGAA
Molecule: messenger RNA, 910 nt
Organism: Gekko japonicus
Lineage: Eukaryota; Metazoa; Chordata; Lepidosauria; Squamata; Gekkonidae
Product: tripartite motif-containing protein 7-like
Exons: 4
Coding region: 124-681 (185 amino acids)
Molecular function (GO): protein binding
Source: RefSeq, a predicted model, not a curated record